This is a messenger RNA of Hevea brasiliensis (rubber tree), 2215 nucleotides long. Its product is annotated as ankyrin repeat-containing protein At5g02620. Lineage: Eukaryota; Viridiplantae; Streptophyta; Magnoliopsida; Malpighiales; Euphorbiaceae. The coding region runs from base 190 to 1986 and encodes 598 amino acids. The record is from RefSeq and is a predicted model, not a curated record. Gene Ontology annotation, cellular component: plasma membrane. Gene Ontology annotation, molecular function: protein phosphatase 1 binding; protein phosphatase regulator activity. The transcript has 3 exons.
AGGAGGUUCACUUGUAAAAAUGUUUCAAAAACCCUCAGCAGCUGCAAAGAAACUUCAUGGUUUCUGCAGCUGUGGAAAAAAAAAAAGGCUCUUCCUUCAUAUCAUUAUUUAGUCUCUUUCUGCUUCCCUCCAAGCGAAAAUCGUUUCCUCCAUUAUCAACUUCUCUGAGCUCUCCCUCUAACUACAGAGAUGGACCGACGGCUACAAGAGACCAUCUUGAGAGGGGACAUACCGACCUUUCUUAGCCUAAUUCGAGAAAAUGAAAACAUCAUUGACAAAACAAUCACUGCAUGGUCCUCAAACACCAUUCUACACUUAGCAGCACGUUUUGGGCCUCUCGAAUUGGCGAAGGAGAUUCUAAAGCUGAAGCCAGAGAUGGUGUCGGAGGUGAACGAGAAAUCGGAGACCCCAUUGUUUGAGGCAUGCAGAGAAGGGAGAACGGAUAUGGUGAUGCUAUUGGUAGAGAGCGAUCCUUGGGUAGUUUAUAAGGUGAACCAAGACAACGAGACUGCUCUCUUUGCGGCCUGCGAAAGAGGGAAGCUUGAUGUGGUGAAUUGUCUCUUGAAUUUUCAACAUCUACUCAUGUUGGAGGUCGAUGGGCUUACUACUUCUCUUCACGUUGCAGCUUUGGGAGGACAUACAGAAAUUGUGAAGGAAAUCUUAAAAAUACGCCCAGAUUUUGCAUGGAAGAAGGACGUUAAUGGAUGCACUCCUUUACACCAAGCUUGCAGCAAAGGCCAUCUUGAGACCACCAGGGAGCUACUAAGAUUCGACACCGACCUCUCUUCUUUGCAAGACAACGAUGGCCGAACGCCACUCCAUUGGGCUGCCAUGAAAGGACGAGUGAGCAUCAUCGACGAGAUACUCUCUGUGAGUCUUGAAUCUGCAGAGAUGAUCACCAAAAAUGGAGAAACAGUUCUCCAUCUCGGAGUGAAAAGCAAUCAGUUUGAUGCAGUGAAGUACCUCAUGGAGACACUCAACACCACUAAGCUUAUUAAUAAGCCGGACAACGAUGGCAAUACAGCUUUGCACCUCGCAACUGCUGGAAAGCUUGGCACUAUGGUCAUCUACCUGCUGAAGCUUAAUGCUGAAGUGAAUGCUAUAAAUCGCAAGGGACAGACUGCCUUGGACGUAGUCGAGUCUGAUGUGAGCAAUUCUGGUGCUCUCCAGAUUUUGCCUGCAAUACAAGAUGCAGGAGGUAAGAGAGGAGACCAAUUGCCACCAAGUUAUUCCACUGAACUUAAACAAAUUAUAGCACCAGAAAGUGUUAAUAACCCCAAUGUUCCAUCUUCAUCUCCAAAGAAAGUGUUGGAUUCUCCAAAUCAUCAUCACCGCCGUAAUCAGCGACGCUCCAGGGAAAAGCAGCGAGAGGUCCAAAGCGAAGGUCUACGUAAUGCACGUAAUACAAUCACUGUUGUGGCAGUUUUAAUUGCCACUGUUACAUUUGCAGCCGGCAUCAACCCUCCUGGAGGGUUUAACCAAACUACAGGGAAAAUUAUAACGGGGAAGCAUACUUCUUUUAAGGUGUUUGUGGUUUGUAACGUUGUAGCAUUAUUUUCAUCCCUCGGCAUUGUUAUUCUUCUAGUCAGCAUUAUCCCCUUUAGGCGAAAAUCCAUGAUGAAAUUAUUGGCUGUGACACAUAAGAUCAUGUGGGUGUCCACGUCAUUUAUGGCGGCCGCAUACCUUGCUGCCAUGUGGACAACUUUACCACAUGGGAGGGGAGCAGUAUGGUUGUUGGUGUCAGUGGUGGCUAUAGGAGGAGGGUGCACAAUGGCAAUUUUUGUGGGUUUGGGGAUUUUGUUGGGUAAGCAUUUGGUGAGGAAAAGGAAAUGGAGGAUAAAUAAUAAUAAGGAAAAGAGAAAGAAGGAAAGUCCAAGCAGUAGCAUCAGCCGUGUAGAAGAAUUGAAGAUCAUGAAAGGAGGCAACAGUGAGUCUACUACUAAUUCAGAUGUGGAUAGCUCGGAUAAAGGUUACCAUUUGUAUUAGAUUUAAAUAAUUAUGGAGCUUAAUUUAGCGUGUUAGUGGACAGAUUAAUUAAUUAGAAUUCAGCUUAUGUCCAUAUAGCCAUAUUUGUAAUGGAAGUGGUAUUUAGGUAAAACCCUUCUAAUAAAAACGAUUCUAGAAUUUAAACCCCGAACUUUACAGGUAAGUCUACCUAGAAUUAGUCUAUGUCAUUUAUCCGACCAGUUGUUGGUAAUACGCCAUCAUUAUUUAA